This is a messenger RNA of Heterostelium album PN500, 1605 nucleotides long. Its product is annotated as putative transmembrane protein. The coding region runs from base 1 to 1605 and encodes 534 amino acids. Gene Ontology annotation, molecular function: transmembrane transporter activity. NCBI's taxonomy places the organism in Eukaryota, Evosea, Eumycetozoa, Acytosteliales, Acytosteliaceae. Gene Ontology annotation, cellular component: membrane. The transcript has 4 exons. Gene Ontology annotation, biological process: transmembrane transport. The record is from RefSeq and is a predicted model, not a curated record.
AUGGUAUCAUUACAUCAAUGUGUACAUGGCCAAUGCUCUAUCAACUCCAACUCCACCUACAACUGCAGCUGCGCUCCCAACUACACCGGAGCGUCUUGCGACCAAGAAAACAACCCAACACCACCUCCCACACCAACACCUACACCAACCAAAUCCGACACUGACCAACUUCGUAAACUCGACAUUGCACUACCGAUUGCAUUCGGUAGUCUCAUCAUUUUGUUUAUCGUUACACUAGUAAUCAUGAUCAAACGUAAAGGUGCAGGUGGUUAUGAACAAAAUAAUGGUGAAUUGAUAGUUUAUAUCGCAAAACUUUUGUUGGUCGAGUUUGAAAUAAUAAUGGGAUUUUCACAAACAACAGAUAGAGUACGUAACUACUUCAAAGUCAAUUUCAUCGAUAGUUUGAGAUUGGUAGAUAAGCAACUACUACGUGGCAAACUACAUGGAUUGGCGCUUGGACAGCUCAUCUCCCUGUGUAUUUGUGGUACCGGUGUUUUCAGUCAGUUGCUGGUGGUCAACUACGGUGUCAAUAUUCCAACAUCACAGAGUUUGCUCAAUUAUAUCCUCCUGAUGUUCUAUUCAAUCGUUUUGAUAAAGCGUGGCACCUUCUGGAAGACCAUCAAGACGAAAUCACACAUUCUCAUUCCGCUGGCACUGAUCGAUGUCGAAGCCAACUACGUCGUAGUGAAAGCCUAUCAGUACACAACGAUCACCUCCAUUAUGCUACUCGAUUGUUUCACCAUCCCAUGCGUAGUGAUUCUCACACGUAUCUUCCUCAAGACACGUUAUACCUUUGUGCAUAUUCUCGCCGUUGUUCUAUCGAUUGUCGGUAUGGUCAUUCUCGUAGUCUCUGAUAUACUCCAAGGUGAGAGCGCCAACGGUGGCUCCAACCCAUUGCUCGGUGACAUGCUAGUACUCAUCUCGUGUGUUCUCUACUCAAUUUCAAAUGUUGGACAAGAAUUCACCGUUAAGAAAUAUGAUAACUAUACUUACUUGGCAUUGCUCGGUAUUUAUGGUUCGAUUAUCUCUGCUAUUCAAUUGUCUAUUUUGGAAAGAAAUGAAUUAACUACAAUGGUUUGGAGUGGUGGUGUCAUUGGAUAUAUUAUUGGUUUUGCUAUUUGUUUGUUUGCCAUGUAUUCGAUUACACCAUUUAUGAUGAGAAUUGCCGGUGCAACUAUGAUGAAUCUUUCAUUGUUAACAUCGGAUUUGUUCUCUAUUAUCUUUGCCAUCUUCUUGUUUGACAGAAAGUUACAUUGGUUGUACUUCCUUUCGUUCGUUAUUAUCAUCUCUGGUUUGGCCAUCUACAAUCUUUCGCAGCCACACCACAAAUCGUCAGAGGUACGUCAACUCAUGGAUAAUGAUACCGAGAAUAACAACCAAGAGUUGGAUAUCGAGUCCAACAAUGAAAAGAAAACAGCAACAACAACAGAAGUCAUUGUCGAUUCAACUUAUAAUCAAGAUAGAGAGACUGACGGUCGUGAUGAUAAUGAUGAUGAAGAUGUUGAUAAUGGUGGUGAAAAUAAUGAAACAUCUGAGAUUUCAAACUCGACAAACUCAACCACCCAAGCCGACUUGGAAAAUUCAAGAACCAACUUGGUUGGAUAA